CAACGGAAAAGCCUCGCCACCAGGAUGCACGAAGUGACGGAGAUCCGGAUCAAAUACCCCAACAAGAUCCCGGUGGUUGUGGAACGUUACCAGAAGGAGAAGACCUUGCCCCCUUUGAACAGGACCAAAUUUCUGGUGUCCCAGGACCUGCCGCUCUCCCAGUUUGCCGUCACCCUACGGACGCGGCUCUGCUUGGGCUCCUCCCAGACCUUCUACCUGCUGGUGAACAACAAAGGCUUGCCCAACAUGGCCAUCACCAUGCAAGAGCUCUACCGUGACAACAAGGACGAGGACGGCUUUCUCUACCUGACCUACGCUUCCCAGGAGAUGUUUGGCAGCUCUUCCUCCACCACCGCGGCCGCUCAUCCGAUGCCACCGAGAUCGAGGACCCACCUCUCCCAUCUUGGCUUCCAGCCUACGGGGAGCCCCAAAUGGUGGUUGCACCCAACCUCACCUUCUCUCCGGCCGCGGUUUGAUGGGUUCGGCAUC
Tauraco erythrolophus (red-crested turaco) is the source of this 489-nucleotide messenger RNA. NCBI's taxonomy places the organism in Eukaryota, Metazoa, Chordata, Aves, Musophagiformes, Musophagidae. The record is from RefSeq and is a predicted model, not a curated record.